This is a messenger RNA of Botrytis byssoidea, 1690 nucleotides long. RefSeq lists its product as uncharacterized. The transcript is spliced from 2 exons. NCBI's taxonomy places the organism in Eukaryota, Fungi, Ascomycota, Leotiomycetes, Helotiales, Sclerotiniaceae. Bases 276 to 1373 code for a protein of 365 amino acids. Gene Ontology annotation, biological process: retrograde vesicle-mediated transport, Golgi to endoplasmic reticulum. Gene Ontology annotation, cellular component: membrane; Golgi apparatus. The record is from RefSeq and is a predicted model, not a curated record.
CCUUAUGUUUGAGGCUGGAUGUUCUGAGUCUACAAGGCCGAAACAAUUUAAGUGGUCUGUGCUUAACAUCCUACCCUGAUUGGAUUUCAUGACACUUUAUUUUUGUGAAGGGAAAGCUUGAUGAAAAUCACCAAAGCUUUAUUUUAUUGAAGAUAUACCUAAUAUAUCGUACGUCAACCUUCGAGACUGCAGAUCCCCAUACCUACCUACCUACCUACUUAUCAAGGAGGAAGUGUCUAACAUUACUUCUACGGUAUUUCUAUACGCUCAUAAAUAUGCCACCAAGAUUAAAUAUUCCUCCAGUGACGAGGAUACUACUCAUCGCAUUACUAUCUGAAUCCAUUCUGAGUGCCGCAAUUCGAUACAAACAAUGGAAUAAGGAAACCGCCGCAGAGCUUCACGUAGUAGUUCCAUACCUCUCGCUCGUCCCUCAAUUAUCCUUUGUAUAUCCCUGGACGUUUUUGACAACGACAUUGGUGGAAAAUAAUGUGUUUACGCUGGGGAUCGCUGGAGUGACGUUAUUUUAUGGAGGAAGAUAUCUGGAGCGAGCAUGGACGUCGAGGGAAUUCGCAAAGUUCAUUGUAGUCGCAUCACUCAUUCCUAACCUUUUGACCUUUGGGACUUUGGUUUUCUUCUUUGCUAUUACGGGUGAUAUGAGCUGGGCUCUUAGCUCAAUAAACGGAACCAUCCCCCUCCAAAUCUCCUUCCUAAUCGCCUUCUCUCAACUCGUACCAACCCACACCGUCACCCUUUUCAAAGGCAUCCUCUCUCUGCGUGUCCCUCGCUUCCCCGCCCUCCAUCUCCUCACCAUCCUCACCCUCUGCGCCAUCCAACUCCUCAGCAUAUCCUCCCUCUUUCUCGUCUCCUACGCUUUCCUCGCCUCCUACACCUACCUCCGUUUCUACAAAUCUGCCUUCCCCGACCUCGACUUCAAUCAAUCCCCCACUCUCCGUGGCGACGCUUCCGAAACCUUCGCUUUCGCAGAAUUCUUCCCCGGUCCCCUCAAACCACUCAUCGCUUCCCUCGCAGAUACAAUAUUCAAUACUCUCGUCGCCCUCAAAAUCUGCACUCCCUUCUCUGCAGCAGAUGUCUCAGCCAGCAGAGGCGAUUCCUCAUAUAUUCCACAAAGAACUGCCCCCGGCGGCGCAAGAGCAGAAGCAGAAAGAAGAAGAGCCCUAGCUCUCAAAGCCCUAGAUCAGAGAUUACACGCUGCGAGCAGUAAGAAUGUACCACCGCCCGCUCCCUCGGGUCCGAGUAUCGCGACGCAACCGCAGCCCGGAACACAGACGGCGAUGACGAGUCAACAGGGGGGAUUGUUGGGCGAAACAAAUUAUGUGCCUGAGGGACAUGAUGAAAAUAAGGGGGGUUCGUGAUGAGGUUUGGAAAUGAGGGGUGAGAGAAGAUUCUUAAUGGGAAUGGAUAAUGAGUAGAAGCUUUUUGAUAGAGUUAUGAGCUAAGGUUAAUGCGGAUGAAUUUGUCUCGGGUAUGGAUACUUGGACUCUGCAUACUGGCUUUGGUGAUUACCUGGGUGGGUGGAUACUUUGUCUUUGUUUCAUGGUUCUAUGGCAUCCUGUUGGACUUUGAUUGUAUUCUAAGUCUCUCUCCCAGUUCAGUUCUUCAACCGAGCAUCCGAAAUGAUUAUAUCUAUGAUACCCACUACUAUACUAUAUACAUAUACCAUAUUCAUUCA